This is a messenger RNA of Myzus persicae (green peach aphid), 1133 nucleotides long. RefSeq names its product porimin-like. The record is from RefSeq and is a predicted model, not a curated record. The coding region runs from base 334 to 867 and encodes 177 amino acids. Gene Ontology annotation, cellular component: cytoplasmic vesicle. The transcript has 4 exons. NCBI's taxonomy places the organism in Eukaryota, Metazoa, Arthropoda, Insecta, Hemiptera, Aphididae.
CAGCUGAUUCCGACGUUUGUUCAGUCGCAAAAACGAAGCUGCGUCGACUACGUCAGUGUAGAACACCAUAAACACUGUCCAGAGGUCUUUAUUUCGAUUACACACACACACGAACACAAUCCCACGAAUCACGCCCGUAACAGCACUGCUGCGCCGUUGAUUGUUACGUUACGUGUGGCAAUUGAUCGCAGUCAAUCGCUUUGUGUGCCAUUGUCGACUAGUCUCUAGUCUCGUCUGUGUCCAGCGACUCCGACGGUCCUUCGCAUUGUCCGUGUCUGUCCGCACACGAUACCACACCCCCAAAUUUGUCACCGCCAUCGUGCAUCCGACAAAAUGGUUUUGUUGAAAACAACUGUGGUCGUCCUCCUGGCCGUUGCGUACGUAUCCGCCGCCAACUUGACCGCCGCCGUCAAGGCGCCGAAAGAACACGUCGAGCACAUCAGCGAGCUGUCCGUCGGUCCUGAACCAACUCAACCAUCCCCAGCUGGAAACACAACUGUGAAUCCACCAAUACCUAACAACUCAACUACAUCAAUACCGACUACUCAAAAGCCAACUACAACUACAACCACAACUACAACCCAACGUCCUACGUCAACUACACUAUCUCCAAAUGUUACAACUCAUGCACCAAAUGUGACAACAACCACUUCGAGUCCAAAUGUUACAACAACUACGUUGGGUCCAAAUGUUACGACCACUAUUCCUCCUACUCCAGAACCAACUCCAGCCCCAUCUCCUGCUAGAAGUUGGGAUGGUCCAAGUUUCUUAGGUGGCAUGGUCCUAGCUUUUGGUAUUGUUGCAGUCGGAUUUGUUGGAUACCGAUUCUUUUACUUGGGACGUGGUGGUGCCUACCAUACUUUGUGAACAUUGAUAAUCUGAUCAAAUAAUAAAAAAUAUAAUAUUUUUUUUAUAUAUAGGGCUAUUAAAUUUAAUUCAAAAACCUAUAUAAUUGUAAAAAUAUUUUACUGAUUAAUUAUUUUAAAAAUAGAGCACCCUUUCUCAAAAUUCAGUGCUCAUUAUUUAUUUUUAGUGGCAUAUUUAAAUGCUUCAUACAAAAUUAGGAAUUCGGAAACCCAAUGUAGGUAUUAGUAUUGUUUAUUCAGUUCAUAUUGUUUUUUUUUUUUAAAUAA